AUGUCCGACCAACUAGCGGAUCAGUUGAAAGCUACUAGUCUGAGCUCAGGCCCGGAAGACUGGAAAAAGGGUCUUAACCUACCUGCCAGGGACACAAGACAACAGACCGAGGAUGUUACAAACACGAGGGGUCUGGAUUGGGAAGACUUCAUACACGACAGGGAUCUCUUGAUGGGCAUUUUCGAGGCUGGCUUCGAGAAACCGUCCCCAAUUCAGGAGGAAGCGAUCCCCGUUGCCCUCACCGGCCGAGACAUCCUCGCACGCGCAAAGAACGGCACCGGCAAGACCGCCGCUUUCGUCAUUCCCGCCCUCAACAAGAUCAACCCCAAGGUCUCCAAGAUCCAAUGUCUUAUUCUCGUUCCCACCCGUGAGCUUGCCAUGCAGACAUCCCAAGUCUGCAAGACGCUCGGCAAGCAUCUCGGCAUCAACGUCAUGGUGACAACCGGCGGAACUGGCCUGCGGGACGACAUUGUGCGUCUGCAGGACCCAGUCCACAUCGUUGUCGGAACACCAGGUCGUAUCCUCGAUUUAGCUGGCAAGCAGGUGGCCGAUCUCAGCGAGUGCCCAAUGUUCAUCAUGGACGAGGCUGAUAAGCUCCUGUCACAAGAGUUUACCCCCGUCAUUGAGCAGCUUCUGCAGUUCCACCCCAAGGAUCGUCAGGUCAUGCUGUUCUCCGCCACUUUCCCUCUUUCGGUCAAGGAUUUCUCGGACAAGAACAUGACCAGCCCGUACGAGAUCAACCUCAUGGACGAGCUUACCCUCCGCGGUAUCACCCAAUACUAUGCCUUUGUUGAGGAGAAGCAAAAGGUUCACUGCCUGAACACUCUGUUUUCCAAGCUUCAGAUCAACCAGUCCAUCAUUUUCUGCAACUCUACCAACCGCGUCGAACUGCUUGCCAAAAAGAUCACUGAGCUUGGAUACUCGUGCUUCUAUAGUCAUGCCAAAAUGGCUCAGCAGGCGAGAAACCGUGUCUUCCACGACUUCCGCAACGGUGUUUGCCGUAACCUGGUCUGCUCGGAUCUCCUCACCCGUGGUAUUGACAUUCAGGCAGUGAACGUCGUCAUCAACUUCGAUUUCCCCAAGAACGCCGAGACGUACCUCCACCGUAUUGGUCGUUCUGGUCGUUAUGGUCACCUUGGUCUUGCUAUUAACUUGAUCAAUUGGGAUGACAGAUUCAACCUUUACAACAUUGAGCGCGAUCUUGGUACUGAGAUCCAGCCCAUUCCUCAGACCAUUGACAAGAGCCUCUACGUGUACGAGAACCCCGAAUCGAUUCCCCGGCCCAUCUCGACCUUCAAGCCUAUUGCCCAGCAGCCGCAACAGCAACUGCAGCAGUCGCAACGGCCUCAACAGCCCACCAACUACCAGAACAACCGCGGGCAGCCCGGUAGCAGUGGGCCCCGUGGAGGUCGUGGACGUGGUUUCCAGGGCCAGGGAGGCCGUCAGAACCAGAAUUACGGUGGUCAGCGCGGUCCUCGUACCCAAGGUCAGGGCCAGCCUCAGGGUCCACUGUCUGCCCAGUAG
This is a messenger RNA of Neurospora tetrasperma FGSC 2508, 1524 nucleotides long. RefSeq lists its product as uncharacterized. Gene Ontology annotation, cellular component: cytoplasmic stress granule; P-body. Lineage: Eukaryota; Fungi; Ascomycota; Sordariomycetes; Sordariales; Sordariaceae. The coding region runs from base 1 to 1524 and encodes 507 amino acids. The record is from RefSeq and is a predicted model, not a curated record. Gene Ontology annotation, molecular function: mRNA binding; ATP binding; RNA helicase activity. Gene Ontology annotation, biological process: P-body assembly; cytoplasmic stress granule assembly. The transcript is spliced from 3 exons.